GUUCAUAUUAACAACUCAAAAAAAAGAAUCUUCUCUUUUUGAGCUUGAAGAAAGAAGUUUCUCUUUCCGACCCAUGAUCAACAGUUUUAGAUCCGGACCGUUGACCACGGACCGGUUCUGAGCCGGUUCACCUGAUUCCGAGUAAUCACUAAAGUGGGCUGCAGUGAUGGCGGAGCAAAAUCCCAAUCAUGGAGGCGGAAGAGCUGAUAAUCGAUCCACGCGGUGCCCGCACUGCGCCGGCCCCCUCACUAUGGAGAUGGAGACGAGCAAGUGGACCGUUACGCCACUCGUUAGAGACAGCUUCUCUAUGAUAGGAUCGGCGGUUGGGGGGAUAGCCGGCGCUUUCUACGGCUACAACCGUACUAUGCCCAUCGUUAGGAGGUGGAUUAAAGGGCCUAUGUGGUUGCAUUUCUUCAUUGGUGGACCACCUAUCAUUGUUUUCUCAUCAGGAUGUGCUGGGCUUGCAGGUGGUUCAGUUCCAGCUUUGGCUCAACUCGCAUCUUCAUCUUAUCAUGCCUUUCUGUCCUCACCACCAUCUCCACCUUCAUCCUCGUAGAACCUGGAUACUACUGGUUGUGGACUCUUUCCUGUUUAUUGCUGGUUCUUGUUGCUGGGGGAACAUUAUUAGUUUUGCUAGGGACGAGGAUUGCUAUUAUGAAAUCUUGCCACAUGUCUUUGUUUAGCUUGGGUAGUUUUGGGGAUCAUGUACGUCUCAUCACAUCAGCAAGCAACUAGUGGGCAUAGGGCGUAGUGUCAUUUGUAAUUCCUGCAAAUUAGAUUUCUAUGAAUGAGGAUGGUGAAAUAACACUCAAGAUGUAUUUUAUACAUGUAAAAAAUAUAGUAAAAAGCUGAUAUCUUAUACAUUCAAGAUGUCAGCUAAAAUUGCUCAAA
Salvia miltiorrhiza (redroot sage) is the source of this 891-nucleotide messenger RNA. RefSeq lists its product as uncharacterized. The transcript has 7 exons. Bases 167 to 556 code for a protein of 129 amino acids. The record is from RefSeq and is a predicted model, not a curated record. Lineage: Eukaryota; Viridiplantae; Streptophyta; Magnoliopsida; Lamiales; Lamiaceae.